AUGUCUGCUACAGAUCGCCAGCUGAAGCCGUUCAUCCGAAAAUCGCCGAUGCUUUCUACGGAAAUACCACAAAAGCCUAAUGGUUAUCCGUCGCAAAUCAUUGCGGGGUGAAUCCGCCCCUCUUCUACUGCUCGAGCCUAGUAGAUAGUAGUUUUCUAUAUCGCAAUCUUGAGUUUCAACACCGGUAAAGUGGAAUUCCGAUCUUGGUAUCCUUCGAUCCGAAAUCGCUUUUCCUUUUCCCUAGAGUUGUCAAUCUCGCAAUUACACAAUUAGUCAAUUCAUUUGCGACACGGUGUAGUUACAGAUUACAGAGUAGAGGGCCCCGUACGUGGACCAUGCAUGGGCCCAUUUUGCCAAUUCUGGUGUUGCCUGAUGUUCUCUCUCUCUCUCUCUCUCUCUCUCUCUCUGCUUGUAUGGUGUCAUUGAUUGAGUACCUAGGUCGUAGCCGAUACCACAUGUAUCCGGUGCAGAGGACAGCCAAUGCCUGAUCGAGAUAAGGAAUCUUCUUUUCGAAAUGUACCUAGUAUACCUUAGGUAGGUAUCCCCGAUAAAACUCCUGGAGCUUCGUCCGUUGGGCUAUAUUUCCACGGUUCAAGAUGAGGCGCAGAUGAAAUGGUAUUCGCUACGCCAGCUCAAGGCGGAACUAUACCUGUGGUCUGUAUCUGGAUAUAUAACGAUGGCGCUGCAAAGCGCAAGUCAUGACGUGCCCGAUGGUGGACGACAUUCUUC
Messenger RNA from Aspergillus ochraceoroseus IBT 24754, 729 nucleotides. RefSeq lists its product as uncharacterized. The record is from RefSeq and is a predicted model, not a curated record. Lineage: Eukaryota; Fungi; Ascomycota; Eurotiomycetes; Eurotiales; Aspergillaceae. The transcript is spliced from 2 exons. Bases 336 to 488 code for a protein of 50 amino acids.